Hyalella azteca is the source of this 2580-nucleotide messenger RNA. RefSeq lists its product as uncharacterized. The transcript has 17 exons. Lineage: Eukaryota; Metazoa; Arthropoda; Malacostraca; Amphipoda; Hyalellidae. Gene Ontology annotation, cellular component: membrane. Bases 1 to 2580 code for a protein of 859 amino acids. The record is from RefSeq and is a predicted model, not a curated record. Gene Ontology annotation, biological process: chondroitin sulfate proteoglycan biosynthetic process; heparan sulfate proteoglycan biosynthetic process. Gene Ontology annotation, molecular function: protein xylosyltransferase activity.
AUGCCGGCACCUGCACUUCUAGCACCUCUUACCUCCCAAGCACCCCCCGGUCCCACAGCGGACAUCGAGGGUCAGUGGGUACGAGAAGAAGGAUCUCUUAACCGAACUAAUGAGCCUGGAACGCUCGGCGACGGUGGUAAUGGACCGCAAUACGAUGAUUCUCUUGCCAUCAUCAAUAAGCAGCAGCAUGGAAAUGAAGAUUAUAAUGGGCUUGGCCGCGAUAAUUUAUUGAGAAAUGAAAUCAGGCACGGAAGUGCAGUAAAGCUUGGCACUAAACUGGAAAUUCCACAGCUGAAUUUGUACGAAGAAGUGAAGGAUAACAUUGCUGAUGAAGAUGAGCAAGAUAAACUCAUGAUCUUCGCCAAACAAAAGCAAGGAGAAGAUUACCGAGAGUUCAUUGUUGAAACACAACACGUAAAUGCAACUCUUUUCCCCAAUCCUGAACUUGGCACCGGAAAAAACUUCCCUCAAACUCUGGGGACACAGAACAUCCCCCCGCCGUGCCCCACUCUGGCGCGCUGCCUCGGCUACGCGGCCUGCGUCUUCAACUUCGGCAACGAGUUCUGCCGCGGCGACCCCCUGCCGGGGAGGAGGAAGCUGCUGGACGUGAACGUGACGUGUCUCAGGAAGGAGCUGGUGCUGAUGGCACCGCCUUCGCCGCCUGCCGGGGACGGUGCCCUGCAGUUGCGACUGUCUCACGCGGAGGUCGUCAGGAGGCAGAGCCACAUCGUAAACCUUGCGUACGUUUCGUACGCAGACUUCGGUGUGCCGGACUACGAGCGAACGAAUGUCACUUCCUACGAGACAAACUUACUGCAGGUGGAGGGCGCCCGCUGCGACGUCGCUGAAGGCUACAGAGGACAGUGUGGCGGCCGGGAGCCGUCCUCUCGCCACGUGGUGGACAGUGUGUGGCAUCUGAUGGCCAGAAGUCGCGACGCAGGCUGCAGGCUGCAGCUCCUGCAGACAUUCUGCGCCUAUCAGUUCAGUCCCGCAGGACUCUGCGUGCCGCCCUUCGCCCUCGCCCCCCAACAGCUGCAGCAGCUACAGCUGCUCUACAGUCCCGCCCACGUGUUCCUGUACCACGUGGACACGCGGCGGCAGCAGCUGCGUCAGACGCUGCAGGAGGCCUUCACCGCACACUACCCUGCAGCAACGAACAUCAAGAUCCUGCCGCAAGAAGAAUCCUUCGUGCCGUCCUGGGGGAGCUACGGGAUCGUCAGGGCAGAGUUGCAAGGUCUGCGCUACUUGCUCGAUUUGCCUCACUGGGAAUUCGUGAUCAAGCUGAGCGGGGCAGACCUGCCCCUGCGGUCUCCCCAGGACCUGGGGCUGCUGCUGGCCCCCUACAGAGGGCGCAGCCUCGCCACCUUCUUCAGGGUCAAGAACUUUUCCCCCAGUGCCACCAGCCUCCAGAUGGACGUCUGGCACGGGUGCGGGGGCCACGUCUACAACGUCACGAGGGCGGCGGGGCCGCCUGCCACGUCUGACGUCGAGGUCCUGUCAGGGUCGCAGUGGUCGGUACCUCACAGGUCAUUAGUGCAGUACUUGUUCAGCGCUAACAGGUCUGCCGCGUUGCGUCGUCACCAUUUCUACUUCUCCACGUCCAUCCUCCCUGACGAGAUGUUCACCGCCACAGUCCUGCAAAACUCGCCCCUCAGGAACAGGACGCUGAACGUCUCCCUUCAUUGGCUCAAAGCUUACCAGAAGCGGUCAGCGCUGCAGCUCUGCAGGCACACUCACGAGGCCGACUUCUGUGGCCAGGGUCCAAGCACGAUUGAAUCCUCAGACUGGCCUGCGCUGCGGGAAGCUUCUCACCGAUAUUUCUUUGCCAGGAAAUUCAACACUUCUUUCAAUUCCUCUUCUUCAUCCACUCUUCCUCCUGCCACUGAAGCAACUCGAGACAAGGUCGCCCAUCACCAGAGACAAGGAUAUUAUGAAGACAUCCUGCGACACGUCAGUCACAGCCUCAUCAGACAGAUGGUCAGGAUGUCCUUGGAUAAAUUAAUCCUUCAAGGACAGUUGGAUAAAACGUUGUUGUGGGACGGAUCCGCAGACUACAAGCUACGGUUUUUGCCGCAGCUAGAGAGCCCUCACCCCUGCUGCGACCUGCCCUACCAGCUCGGCUACAAGAUGGUACAGCAUUUCUCCGCCGUCUUGGACUUCUCGCUGCCUCUGAGCGACGGUAAGAUUUUGCGUGCGCGGAGCCGCAUCAUACCGCAGAAGAUGUUCGCAUGUUACCCUGACGGUCACCUGAGAGCCUUACGCGUUACCACCUGGCCAGCCAACGCCCUCAGCCUGCGCCAUCUGGACAGCGAGGGAGCCGUGCCGCCUCAGUCGUCCGUCAACUUGCCGCUGUCAUCUCGGCCAGCUCCUGUCACCAACAUUUACGUGGAGUUAUGGCUACACGUCACCACACGCAGCGUCAACGAGGAGUGUGCCAGGAGACGCGUUACAGCUGCUGGCGCGCCCCUACAUCUGCUGCAGCUGAACAUGACAGCUGUGACUGCUGCACCUCUGCGCUAUCAGGUCGCCGUGCAAGACUACACUCAAACAACCCUGUCAGUUAAGUCAAACUCACGAUAA